Terrapene triunguis (Three-toed box turtle) is the source of this 4462-nucleotide messenger RNA. RefSeq names its product cysteine protease ATG4C-like. Gene Ontology annotation, molecular function: protein-phosphatidylethanolamide deconjugating activity. Lineage: Eukaryota; Metazoa; Chordata; Testudines; Emydidae. The coding region runs from base 425 to 1642 and encodes 405 amino acids. The record is from RefSeq and is a predicted model, not a curated record. The transcript is spliced from 12 exons.
AGUCUCUGGCGUGUCCAGCGCGGCUGAAGGCGUCCCGUGACCAGCGGCCGGAAGUGGAGGCCCCGGAGGCUCUGGACUCUGGAGCGCUAACGGCGCCUGCUUUUCCUCCUGAGUUGUACGGCGGCCGCGAGGGGUCAGCCAGCGCGCGCGGUGCUGGAGUGAGCGGGCCGAGCGGGGAGGCUGCGGCUCCGCGCGGGGCUGCAUUUUCACCCCCAACUGUACAGAGCUCUGGAGACACAAUGCUUUGUAACUUCUCAGUGGUUCUGGGGACCUUGACAUCUCUUCUCCAUCCUUAUCACUGAGAUAACUCCAUCGGAGUUAUGCUGCCAGGACUUUCCUUGGUGUUGGCUGCCCAGGGUGGAGGGAGAAAGUAACAAAUUCAUGUCUUGCAAGACAGUGAUGGCUUUUUCUUUAGAAUUUGAAUAUGGAGGCCACAGGGACAGAUGAAGUGGAAAAGCUAAAAUCCAAGUUUAUGUCUGCAUGGCACAACAUGAAAUACAGUUGGGUAUUGAAAACAAAAACUUACUUUAGCAGAAAUUCUGCUGUCUUCUUGCUGGGAAAAUGUUACCAUUUCAAGUCUGAUGAACCCAGUGAACUCUCUCCAGAUGGAUCCUGCUUGGAUAUAGUCGACAAAGUCAUUUCUGGAAACGUAGAAGAGUUUCGUAAAGAUUUUAUUUCUAGAAUAUGGUUGACUUACAGAGAGGAUUUUCCUCAGAUAAAAGAAUCUGCUUUCACAACAGACUGCGGCUGGAGUUGUACACUGAGAACUGGCCAGAUGCUUCUGGCUCAAGGGCUUGUGCUUCAUUUUCUUGGUAGAGCCUGGACCUGGCCGGGUGCACUGAACAUUGAAAAUUCAGACUCUGAAUCAUGGACAAGCCACACAGUAAAAAAGCUGACUGCAUCAUUUGAAGCAUCACUUACGGGGGAGAGAGAACCCAAGGUCCUGUCAAACGAUCAUAAGGAAGCACUAAAGAGAGACUGUGAUGACAGUGAAAUGAGAGAUGAAGUUUAUCAUAGAAAAAUAAUCUCUUGGUUUGGAGAUUCUCCACCGGCAUCUUUUGGCUUGCAUCAGCUAAUAGAAUACGGAAAGAAGUCUGGGAAAACAGCUGGAGACUGGUAUGGGCCUGCUGUAGUAGCACACAUUUUAAGAAAAGCUGUUGAAGAAGCAAGAGACCCUGAGUUACAAGGGAUAACUAUCUAUGUUGCUCAGGACUGUACAGUUUACAGUUCGGAUGUUGUUGAUAGACAGUGCUCUUCUAUGGGCUCUGAAAAAGCAGAUAUGAAAGCUGUAAUUAUAUUAGUUCCUGUAAGACUUGGUGGAGAGAGAACCAACAUGGACUACUUGGAGUUUGUAAAGGGAAUUUUGAGUCUUGAAUACUGUGUCGGUGUUAUUGGUGGGAAACCUAAGCAGUCAUAUUACUUUGCAGGAUUUCAAGAUGACAGUUUGAUUUACAUGGAUCCUCAUUACUGCCAAUCUUUUGUAGAUGUCAGCAUAAAGGAUUUCCCUCUUGAGUCAUUUCACUGUCCUUCCCCCAAAAAGAUGUCAUUCAAAAACAUGGAUCCUAGCUGUACAAUAGGAUUUUAUUGUAGAAACAUGCAAGACUUUGAAAGAAUUUCUGAAGAAAUAACUAAGGCCAGGUGAAUUUCUCUCCCCAUCCAUUUGUUGGAUGCUCUGAAACAGCAUCUAGUUUAAUGUCAAAGGAGCUGAUUUUAGUCUUAAAACUAUUUUACUAGCAUUUUGGAUUGGGGCUCUUUAAUAUUAAUAUGAUGACAUCAAUGUAAGUAUACCCCAAAAUAGAUUAUGUAUUUUCCAAAAAAAAGAGUAAAGUUUUCAUAUGAAUAUUGUGUGAAGAACAACCCUAUUGUCAUUCUCCAGUCUGCCCCAUCAGUCUGUUCAUUUUUCCUGCUCUGCCUCUGACUACUACUUUUCUGUUCAUUUAUUAUCACUUUAAGAGUAACUUAAUGCCUUGAAUGGUAGCACAGUGUACUUCCGAGUGGGGACACCCAGGUUAGGUUAAUGAAGGAUUUCCGAUUCUUGCUUCUGUGGCAAGUGACGUAAUAGGGUUCUGUAGACCCAGACUCUGAGACUUGCUACUACUGGUUUUAAAACGCAGUGUAGAUAUACUCUUGAAAUCACAAAAAAUAAAGUUGUUAAUCUUUGAAAGUUAAUUACUGACCGUGUACUUUAAAUUUUUACAAAAAUUAUGAAAUGUAGCUAAAUUCCUGUUUUGGUCAGAGAGAGAGAGCAGUGGUUCUCAGGCUGCAGAGCUGUUUUUAUCAUGCUUUUGCAGCAUCUCAUAGUUCACUCAAGCAAUGAUACUUCUGGUUCAGGAUAAAGCUUUCCCUGUGUGCGCGAGUGUGUGUGUUUUGUAAGCCAACUAAAUUGAAAAACAAACAGCUCUUUGAACACUAUUCAGUUACUUUGUUCAUGUUUUUUUAGAAUGGGUGUUUCUUUGGUAGAAAUGCAACAGUGAUCAAAUUUGUAUGUGAAACCAAAAAAGGGAGGUUGUAAAAAAAAUAUACAUGUUUGAGAACCACAGGGAUUUAUUCAUUUGGAAGUGUGUGUCCUCUCUGUUAUCUGUAUCCAUUGAGCAGAUACAAUAGAAAUAAAUGCUUUAGAAACAUUGCAGUUGGUUAAUGGGACUCAGUAUGUCAAAUUAAUGAGAUCUCUUCUGAUAAUUGUCUCCUGUUCACGUGAACGUCUGGGUGGAAGUAUCUUAUAUAACAAAUGUUAUGUACAUACACACUUUUGCAUUAACUUUUUUGAAAGCUAGAAUACUGAUUAAGAAAACCCACAUCCAGAAUUUGCCCAUUGACUUGGAAGGUAGUGGUAGUCCCUGAGUGAUAUGCAAUUUGGAAAUAAUUGCUCAUUUUAAUCAAGUUCCAUACUGCAAUUGUUUCAUGAUCAGCUUUCUGCUGCCUUUUCUAGUUGACUUUCUCUUUCUCUCUAAUCUUUUAUAAUUUCCCUUAGUAUUUAGUACUCGAAGAGGUGUCAGAAUAGGGGCUCUAAAGAAUGAAAUCUUCUGUCAUCUCCCAUGCUGCCUCAUUCAUGUAUCUCAGUCCUGACAUAGAGGGACCACCUUUAAGGGUGAGACAGUGGUUCAGUCUCGAUACUUCUUUGGCUUCUCUGAAACUGUGGUGAUGGCUUUUGUGUUGCAGACACAUGUCAUUUAGGAGUUGGACUAUGUGUACUAACCCAUUUCACAAGCCACCAAACAGCUGCCAUGUGACUGUCAGUUGCUACUGACCUAGGUCUGGCUUCAUCUAAUGACCUAGUGAUGAAAGGCUCUAUAUAAAAUUACCCAGUCCCCUGAGAUCUACAGUCUUUCUUCUUGUCUAAACUUUUUUCUUUCUUCCCCAGUACUCAUUCUUUUCUUUUUCCCUUUUCAUUGCCUUCUGCUCAUCUCAGUUGUCUGCAUGUCUCUCACUUUCUCCUUGCCCUACUCCCCAGGUUUCACAGUACAAUAAUAGAAUGAAUUUAAAUAGUCUAGAAUAAAGUGGAAAAUUGCAGAGCACAGUAAAAAUUGCAGAAUCUGAUUUUACUUGGAGCAUAAUUUUCCAGUGCCUUUUUUUUUUUUUAAAUAGCUCAUACUGCUUAAAUAUCUAUUUAAGUUUUUUAGUGCUUCAGAUUGUUUCUCAUUAAAACAAAUUAUUUUUGGAGUUCAUAGUUUGAUCACUUCAAUGCAGGUUAUAUCUGUAGACUAAUGUAGCUUUGCAUAUACUAUAGCUGUGUAUUGAGAUUUACUGUCAAAGGUGAUCAGCAAUUUUUUUAAACUUCAGUGGGUGUUGAAUCCCUUAAAUAAACAGUGGAAAAGACAUUUAAGCCCUUUUGUAUAUGGGCCAGUAACACUUACUAUUAAAACUUUUUAUUUGUACCUGUGACUGAUCACUGUUAGCAUGAAUAGCUUCCUUGAUAGAGGCUCAGCUUCCUAGUCUCUGAGGAGACAGGUGGUAUGUCUACACUUUAUUGUAAAUCCAGGUCUGUGGGACAUGGGCUUGUGGACUCGGUAUUUCCAAGCCCAUGAUUGAGUGUCCACACGGCAUCAUAAACCUGGGUUUACAAUUGCUGGACCCUGGUCUCUCAGCCAUGCUAGUGCAUCCAUACUGCAUUGCGCAGACCUUCUGACUCCAGUCUGCAGCUUGAGCUGCAUCUACUCUGCAGAAUGACAGAGCUUGGACCUGAGUCUGAGGAAUUUGGACUCUGACGCACCCUACUGGCAGGGCCUUAGGACCUGGGACCUGAGUGUUUGCUGACCUGAGUCAGACUGAUUUGUGUGGGAACUGACGAGGGGCUUGAGCUCAAACCUGAAUCAGAACCCAAGCUUAGUGUGCAGUGUGGACAUACCCAGGGAGGUUUCUGGCAUGUAAUUAAAAGCUGUCUGUUAGCAUUUUUAGUCCACUGUCAGAUUUAUCUGCUCUUGAGCUGGCUUAUUUCCCUUAAAUGUAUAUGUUUAAACUUAAU